This is a messenger RNA of Neogale vison (American mink), 4675 nucleotides long. It is a transcript of the gene EREG, whose product is annotated as epiregulin. The coding region runs from base 1165 to 1674 and encodes 169 amino acids. NCBI's taxonomy places the organism in Eukaryota, Metazoa, Chordata, Mammalia, Carnivora, Mustelidae. The transcript has 5 exons. The record is from RefSeq and is a predicted model, not a curated record. Gene Ontology annotation, biological process: epidermal growth factor receptor signaling pathway; positive regulation of cell population proliferation; positive regulation of mitotic nuclear division.
AAAAAAUAAAAUCCUUUCUUAAGUGGAUUAAAUCAUUCUUUAAAAUAGCCAAAUACAAAGCGAUUUGUAAUCUUACUAUCGACCAGUAGAGGGCACUACCCACAUGCAGUGCUAAAACUGGAGGCAGGAUCAAGGGCAUCAUGAACUCUGGUGGGAGUCUCCAGUAUGCUGGGCAUUUUGGAAAAAACAUCAUUUCAUUUAAUUUACCCCCAAACUCUGUAAGGUAGAGGAAACUGAGACCCAGAAAAGUUAAUUAAGUUUUCCAAAAUCACAUAACUCGAACUUUCUCCCAGGAUUGCCUUUCCAUCAUAUUUCAUUUUCUCCCUACGGGAUUAAAUACCCUGCUUCAAUUAUAUUUACCCUGGUUUGUCUGGGUGAUGGUUAUUAUCCUCUAGUAUUAUUGUCCCUUUCCAAGUUCAUGAUUUGGUCCCUUAACAGCGUUGCUAUGCACCCUUGGGAAAGUUACUUAAACUCUCUUUUUCUCCGUUUUCUUUCAUGUCUAGUGGGGAUAACAGUGGUAUCUUCUCCCGAGAGUCAUCGAGUGGAUGAAAUAAUAUAGAUGAGGAGGAUAAGCACCACGCCUGCACAUGGUCUAUGUUCAUAAGUGUUAACCGCUGCCAACUACGGCAACUAAUGGUCUCGCUGCCAUUAGUACUUAUUAUACAACAGUUACUCCUGUCGACUAGAAAGAAUGGUGAAGGGCAGACGCCCGACUCAUAGACAGAAGCAGCUGAAUCCUCUUCAGGUGCAAUUUAAAGGAUUCCUCUUAUGCUUUCUCUGCAAGUCAGAAACUACUCGAGUCAUUCUGGAGCCUAUUUCCCAACAUUUAUCUUUAAGUGGCAAAUACAUGAUAAAGAACCUCAGACUUUUGCAGGGCUGAUGGAAACUGGGUUCUGGGGCUCCGUAGUUCAUGUAGGAUGGACGUUCAUUCCCAUAUUAGAUAGGAUAUGUUCUGACUUGACUUAGAUUACAUUUUAUUAACUAACACCUACUUUUGCACAUAGUACCAUGCAAAGAGUAAUGUAGGCACUUAGAUCAACAAGGAACAUAUCUAAGGUUGAGAGUCUUUUGUUUUGUUGCCACCGGAAAUAGAACCUGAGUUUCACUGAAGCCUUCUUUUGUUGAUAGGUUCUACUUUGGAGCGUUGCUCUGAACACUCCAUGGAUGAAAAUAGUGAAAAUUCUCCAAUUUCAAUUGCUAAGCUUCUUAAGAAAUAAAACUUCACAAUCAGGUCUCCAUCUUCUCCAAGCAGUUCUGGGCACCACGGUGAUUCCUUCCUGCAUCCCGGGAGAAUCUGAAGAUAACUGCACAGCAUUAGUUCAGGUAGAAGACAACCCACGUAUGGCUCAAGUGUCAAUAACCAAGUGUGACUCCGACAUGAAUGGCUACUGUUUGCACGGACAGUGCAUCUACCUGGUGGACAUGGGUCAGAAUUACUGCAGGUGUGAAGUGGGGUACACUGGUGUCCGAUGCGAGCACUUCUUUUUAACCGUCCAAAAGCCCUUGAGCAAAGAAUAUGUGGUGCUGACCGUGAUUCUCGUUAUCUUGUUUCUUGUCAUAGUCGCCGGUUCCAUAUACUACUUCUGCAGAUGGUACAGAAAUCGGAAAAGUAAAGAACCCAAAAAAGAAUACGAAAGGGUGACGUCAAGGGAUCCAGCAUUGUCACAAGUCUGAAUGAGGCCGUUAAGCUAUGGACAGGAAGUCAUAGCAUAGCUAGUAAUGUUACUAUUCCUAUUUUAUUAAUAAUAUUUAUGUUGGAUCACAUGUUAAGUCUACAAUGAUACAUUUUUAAUAUACUUGUAUUUUUUUAUUUUUGUUUUAUUUUUGACAGACUAUUUGCUAAUAUAUAAUGUAUAAGAAAUAUAUAAUGUAGAAAAAAGUCAAUAUUUUUGUAAGAAAUAAUUUCCUGGGACUAAAUGCCUUAGCUCCAAAGCUAGUUGCUGGCUACACAAUGUCUCGGAGUGAAUGAUGUCUACCUUGUAGCUCAGGAAGUGUCACAGAUGACAGAUUUCUGUUAAGCCUAAAUAUAUGGUCAAAUCAACUCAAUAAGUGUAUUUUCUUACUCCUCCAAUUAACAAUUAUUGGUUUGACCGUAUUGUAGUUCGAUGUAUGACUUGGUGCAUGGUAUUAUGUAUUAAAACACUAAUGCAAUGGAAAUUGAGGAGAAGCCAGUCUAGAUCCUGGGCUAAAGGCUGCACACUGGGGACAACCUAAACUGGGAAGGACCGCAUCGUACCCCAUCCUCCACUGUGGCUGUGUUUAGUGCUCGGGAAGGCAGGUGGGCAGCUCCUUAUUCCACCUCACAGCUCCUGAGGACACGAGUCAUCCACCUCCAGUGUCUCCUUCAUUAAAUGAAUUGACAACUUCAUUUCAUACCAUCUUUCAUGUAAAUAGUAGGCAUUUUAUAGCUUUUCUUUUCAGUACAUUUAUGUGAUGUAACUUACUCACGAGACAAUUAAAAAAAAAAUCCACACUUGGAGCCCACAUUUGGGCUUCUUUUCAAGAGUACCUCUUUUCGUAGGGACUUUGACUAAGAAUCCUAAGAUUAAAUCAUAGUCCAAAGUUUGAGGGACUAAUCAUCAUUUUAAAGCACAAGACAAGAAUUCUAUCUAUUGUCCAAAGAUGGAAAUACAGUUAUUUCAUCUUCUAUGAAAGAGUUUUAACUUAAAACAAUGCAGUUAGGUAGCUCCUUCUACAACUUAAAAUUAUAUGUUUAAAAUAAUCUCCUGAUAUAGGAAAUGGAAGAAAUAGAUCACAGUGUAUUUUCCCAAAUGAACAAAUUCAUUUGAAAGCUUGUAAAAUUUAGAGACUUAACCUAAAUGCCUUCUUUUGGAGACUUGAGAUGAAACCAGGGCCCUGUCUUCUGUCUUUUGUUUAUUCUGGGGGGAAGAGACAAAGGUUUUUCUUGUGUUUGAGUGCAUGGUCUCGGUGAGUUAAAAAGGGUGCUUGGGGCAACCACAUAAGGAACCACACUUGCCAACAGCUCCCCAUCUCAGACUGAAUACCAGACCUGGGGUACAGUCUCUCAGCAUUACACACCUUCUUAGGGAGGGUCUAUCCUUUUCCCACCUUUUUUCCUGGCAGGUGCAAGGGCAACAAAGGGACAAUAAAUCAUGGCUGACUUCUGAAUUGCCAGGUGCCAGGAUUUGUCUCCAUAUGGAUCCCUUCAUUGGUACCCUGGUUUUUUUGUAUGACUCUUUCCCAAAGUAUUGUAUCUGGUCCCUUACCUUUAGGGGAAGAAUGUGUGUGUGUGUGUGUGUGUGUGUGUGUGUAAAAUAUACAUAUAUAAAAUACAUAUAAAAUAUACAGAUUCAUAUACAAAUACACAUGUACUCAUGAGCCCGAUCAUAGAACUAUAUUCAUUUGUAGCUCUUUCAAAAAUAUAUGAAACUUAAAAACAAGAUAAGAGAAAUAAAAUGAAAUUCAGUGAGAUCUAAAAGGAUAUUUCUGGCUCCCAUUUAAUCCAACUGAAGUCAAAUGUGCUGUGUAAGAACACAUUUUAUGUCCUACACAUCCUUACUGACACCUACUAGAUGUAAAUGGAGUCUGCCUAUUUUAAGUGAUCUUGAUGGUGUCAAAGCAAAUUGACUUACUGAGAAAUCAACAGCAAUUCACAUAUUUUAUUUACAAAAAGGGAGUUAUAUUGGUUUGUCUUAAACAUAUCAACUCAUAUUAUGUAUGUAACUAAUUGUAAAUAGUUUGCUGUGUUUCUAAUCUUAAGGAUGCUCAAGAAACUAGCCCCUGUAAAAUCUAAAUCUUCAUUUAUAAAUGGAUAUUAAAUAAUAAAGAGAUAUGACCUAGACUGUGUUCUAUGGGUGAAAAUAGGCCAGAAACAAUUGUUUUAAUGAGGAUAAUGCUGAGCACACCUAGCAGAUGGUUGCCGUCAGCUCACAUUUCCUACAAACAAUGGAAAGAGUUGGGUUCAUAUUUAUCUUCUUUAUUUUACAGAUUUCUAACUAUAUAUAUUUCUAGGAGAGGUUAUAUCCAUCCAAUGUACUGAGAACAAAUGCUGUCAGGGAUUGUCAAUUUUUAUAUUGGAAAUACACAUACUAGUUUCUAAUCUCUGUGGAAUUCAGUAAUCUUGUUUUGAAAAGCACAUGUCUGAUCCACAUUGUCAUUUUUGCUCCAGUGUCCACCUUGUGGACUUUGGAGGGAAAAAAUGUGUUUAACUUGUUGCCCAAUAUUUUCUGAUUUUUUUCUACUCUUACUCAUAUGGGAGAAAGGGAGUAACAACUUGCAAAGCAAUGUAAAUUUUUAAUGUUUUAGCGAAAAGUAAUUUUGUCUAAAACAUGUCUGUUAUCCAAACUGGAUGGCACUAGCUGUAACACAGUAUAUUUUCCUCUUUGCUGUUUUUGCACUCUGUAAUCGCACUUUUUAAGUUCAAGAGCCAUUUUGGUAUACAGUUUAUAUUGAAGAUGUUAUGGAACAUAAAGUUGUAUUGCAUACAGUUUAAACUAACUUAUUUGACAAUGGAUUUUAUCAGAGUACUGAAUUGUAUCAAUUUGUUUGUGUUCAAUAUCAACUUUGAUAAUUGUGUACCUUAAGAUAUUGAAGGAGAAUAUAGUACUUUACAAGAUGUUAAUGUUUAUUUAUUUUUGUUGGGAACUGGAAAAAAAACACAACUAAGGAAUAAAAAUGUAUUAUGUAUUGUGCAUUAAAGAGUUUCACAGGUAAA